UCUAGAUGAAAAUGAAGUUGCUAGAGACUCGUGGAAGAUGGCGCCACUUUCGCAUUGCCAAUCUAGUUAUCUUUGGAAAUUUCUAGAUCAUCGAUCAUGAAUAUAUACAUAUAUAUACAUCUCUAUUUAACUAUUUAGUUUGUGUAGUAAACGGUACAGGUGAAAACAAGUAGUUACAUUAAUGAAAGCUAGUUUUCUAAUGUCGCAUUGUUAAACAAAAACGCUCUUUAUUAGUUUUUUUAUUGGUCAUACUACACAUUUUAUCUUUCAUAAAAUUAUAUACAUACAAAAGUAUUAUUUUAAAAAGAAGAUAAAUGUAUAUGUAUAAUAAGUUAAGGUGUAUAACGCUCCUUAACCUUACUAUUGUUAAUUUCGCAAUAUAUCAAUAUAUUUAAUUCGCAUUUUAACAUCAAAAUUAACAACAAAAUUGUGAAAUAUUUGUAAAAAAUUAAACAAAUUUUUAUUUUUAUUAAUAAAUAUAUGUUUUUUAGUAUUUUUAUAUUAUACGAUUAUUUAUUACGUUUUGCAAAAAUAUUAAGAGAUCAUGUCUGCUAAUAGUCCUCAUACAGAAAAAGAAUUAGAUUUAAGUAAUGCAGGACGAGGUGUAUGGCUUGUUAAAGUACCAAAAUACAUUGCUAACAAAUGGGAAAAGGCACCCGGAAAUAUAGAGGUCGGAAAAUUAAAAAUAACUAAAAAUCCUGGUCAAAAAGCAGAAGUAUCUCUUAGACUAUCAGAAGCUGUUUUAGCUUUAAAAGAACCAGGGGAAGAAGAUAUUCCAAAACAGCAUAGACUUGAUGUUACUACAGUAACUCGACAAAUGUUAGGAGUCUUUUCUCAUGUUACACCAUCAGUUACAUCUGAUAGUAUUGUUCCUGAAAGUGAAAAACUAUAUAUGGAAGGAAGAAUAGUGCAAAAAUUAGAAUGUCGUCCAUAUGCGGAUAAUUGUUAUAUGAAAUUAAAAUUAGAAAGCAUAAAAAAAGCAUCUGUACCACAAAGACAAGUUCAACAAUUAGACAGGGUAGUGCAAAAUUUCAAACCUGUAUCUGAUCAUAAACAUAAUAUUCAGUAUGCUGAAAAGAAGAAAGCAGAAGGAAAGAAAAUGAGAGAUAAUAAAGAUGCAGUCUUAGAUAUGCUCUUUGCAGCAUUUGAAAAACAUCAGUAUUACAAUAUCAGAGAUCUUGUAAAAAUUACACGACAACCAAUUGUAUAUUUAAAAGAAAUUCUUAAUGAGGUAUGUAACUACAACUUGAAAAAUCCACAUCGAAAUAUGUGGGAACUAAAACCGGAAUAUCGACAUUAUAAGGAAGAAGAAGAGAAAUCUGCAGAAAAUGAUUCUAAAAAAACUAAUGAAUCUGAUGAUGAUUAAGAUAGUAUCUGUGUAUAUAAAUAACCUUAUUUUUAAAAGAGUAUAUUGCUAGGACCCCAAAUAAAAAAGUAUUUAUUUUUCUAAAUAAAUGAUAACAUUACUGAA
This is a messenger RNA of Vespula pensylvanica (western yellowjacket), 1471 nucleotides long. RefSeq names its product general transcription factor IIF subunit 2 (gene TfIIFbeta). The record is from RefSeq and is a predicted model, not a curated record. Lineage: Eukaryota; Metazoa; Arthropoda; Insecta; Hymenoptera; Vespidae. Gene Ontology annotation, cellular component: transcription factor TFIIF complex. Gene Ontology annotation, biological process: transcription by RNA polymerase II; transcription initiation at RNA polymerase II promoter. The coding region runs from base 545 to 1366 and encodes 273 amino acids. The transcript has 6 exons.